UCCAGAGCAGAAUAGGUGUCAGCAGAGAGCACUGUGGUCAGACAGAAAGGAAAUUAAGAAAAGAACUUCCUGUGGUGCAUAAAGCAGAUAAGUACUGGAAGGAUUAAGAUUUUCACAUAGAAGCUAUUUACAAAUCUGUUUAACUUUUGGCACCAGCUGAUUUAAAAGAAAAAAAGUGUUCCUGUGGAGUGUUUCAUGCUGCGCAAAAUUUGUGGCUGCAGCUGGAAAUAUGCUGCGUAUUCCACGCUAACUACACACACACGGCUUUCCGGUAGCAGCCCUAUGCGUGUAGUGAGUUUUGGAGGCGGGGCCGUGUGCUGGCAUGACUGACGUGUGGCUCCGCCUCCAGAAAACUGAGUCUUAAAAAAAGUGUGUGAAAUAGAUUGGUUUUACAUUUACAAUGAACAAACCCAGAAGUGGAUCUAGCAGAAAGGAGGACUAUAAUUCCUUCCUUUUUAGAUUUCUCAUCCCAUUUAAAUCCACUACUUCUGUUUGCCUCAAAAACUGAAUGAAAAACUGCAAUGGUGUUUGGAGAAAAAAAAGUACAACUCCAUUUAUCAGGCUGAUUUAAAGGGCCGGUAUCUCGGUCUAUAUAUAACCUAGUGACAGCUGUGGUCCUUGCUCCCUGCCAUAUAUGUCCUUAGUAGAUGUGAGUGUACACCAGAGAAGAUCUGUGCUUUUGUCUUUACACAGACCAUAUUCCAUGCAGAGGGUCAUAUGAAACGUUCCUGUGGAAUAUUCCAUUACUUAUCCGCUCCACCAAGAUUGGAAUGACAAAAUCUACAAAGUGACCUCUUCGUAGCCUCCAUAAACUGCUCUCGGGGUGAAGAAAAAAAGUCUUCUGGAUUGAAGUUAUGAUGCCUGGAGUUCCUAUGAAUAUCACAGAUCUAAACUGUGAGUGUCUUCUGCAUUUAUUCUCAUUCCUGGAUAAAGAUAGCAGGAAAUACCUGUCACUAACCUGCCACAAGCUCCAGGAUGUUUUCCAGGAACCAUCUCUUUGGACCUUACUGAAUUUUAGCUCUCCUCCAGAACUCACAAAAAAGAACUAUAUUUUAGGACCCGCUCUGAAAUCACUUUCAAUAUGCUGGUAUUCAAGCAGGGUGAAAAUCUGCAACAUUGAACACUGGGUGAAAACUCCUCUUCAGAAAUCCAUGUGCAGCCCCCAUCUGAACACAGUCAGUGACUUCCUCCAAGAGGUUUGUAAAAGAUGCCCGAACAUGCGGACCCUGACCCUUGCUGGAUGUGCCCACGUCAGUGAUGAAAAUCUCAUCCAAGUCUUAAAGCACUGUCCUGACCUUCAAAGUCUGAAGCUGGAAAAUUGCUCUGGAGUGACAGACAGAACACUGGCAAUGGUUCCUAUUCUUUCUAAAAGACUCCACACUCUCCAUGUAAACUUUUGCAGAAAUAUAACACAGAAGGGGCUCUCCCAGGUGAGGCAGGGGUGCCCAGGGAUCAUCCUGCAGGCAGAGAGGAGUGGAAACAUGAUUGGCGACAGAAUGCCUGAUGAUAUUGUUUCUUUUCAGCGACCAAGAAAAAUUAUAACAAGAUAAGACAACUUUGCUUACAACAGCUUGGACAUUUACUGCUCUACUAUUACCUAAGGCAGUGUUUCCCAACCAG
Molecule: messenger RNA, 1620 nt
Organism: Hyla sarda
Lineage: Eukaryota; Metazoa; Chordata; Amphibia; Anura; Hylidae
Gene: FBXL22
Product: F-box and leucine rich repeat protein 22
Exons: 3
Coding region: 855-1550 (231 amino acids)
Source: RefSeq, a predicted model, not a curated record